UCCGGGAACUCGGCCAGAUAACACGAACUUCCUUUAAUUUUCUGAGACAUGGAUGCCGAUAUAAAUGAGACACGGCACACUUCGAACCCACGACUGCCCUGUCAAUACGUGGACGAGGCACUGAGCACUUCUUAAAAACCUCAUAACUUCGCGAGCACCGUUGCAAAACGCGUUAGCAGAGAUGAAAGAGAUCAUAGGAAUAGCGAUGGUUCUCGUUAUCCUGAGAGUUCAUGGGGAGACCACAAAUAAAGGACAUUGUGCGGAUGGCAAAUGCUUCACUAUCCACACGGACAAGGCGAGUUUUACCACAGCGCAACACGCUUGUGAAAAGAAAGGCGGACAUUUGAUGACCGUUCGCAAGGACACGACGAGCGAUAUACUGGCGGAUUUACUGAACGCCGCUCCCGGAGACUUUUGGCUCGGACUGAGAUACGCCGGUGAUCGGUGUUCCAACUCAACUCUUGGGUUAAAGGGAUACAAGUGGAUCACCGGAGACAACACAACUCAAUACAUCAACUGGAAAAGCAGCCAGAUGGCCUGUUCCCCACAAUGUGUGUCAGUGUCAAAGAACGUUCUAAAAUGGAACGAAAGACAAUGUCGUGAGCAAAUUGACGGAUAUUUGUGCGAAUACAAGAAUGCCGACUACUGUGAUCCGUUGAGUUCGAGCCAACCAGUCUUAUAUGAAACGUUGCUUGGCUUUAGGACAGAUGGGAAACUCAAGGAGAUUCCUGAUGGAACCAAUGGAACCAUUCUGCCGUUUGGAACGCGGUUUAUCUGUUUAUCCAGAACAUGGAUUGCAGCACCUUGGAGUUGUGAGGUGUUUGGUGGUGGUUGUGAUUAUAAGUGCGUUCGGAACGAACAAAGCUACACGUGCAGAUGCCCAGAUGGCUAUACAAUCGAUGCCAACAAUGUCACUUGCACCAAACAGGAUGACCCAUGUUUGCUUGCAUGCGAACAUACGUGCUCAAGAGUUGGCGACACAUUUGUGUGCAUCUGUCGCCAGGGCUUUGAGCUGGAUGGAGAUAUGAAGUCGUGCAAAGACAUUAACGAUUGCAUUGAUGAAAGUGUGUGUCAGGGUCCGAACGAGGAGUGUGUCAACCAAAUAGGUAGCUUUGAGUGUCGAUGUAAACCCGGGUUUGAGAGGGUCAAUGGCUUUUGCGUUGACAUUGACGAAUGUUCUAUGCCUGGUUCUGUGAAAUGUGAUCACGAGUGCGUCAACGAUGAUGGUGGCUAUCACUGUGAAUGCUACGAAGAAUUCAUACAGUCAAAAGAAGACAUGCAGAAAUGCAUUAGGAACUGUUCGGACAAAUGCACUCCCAUUUGUGACCCCAAUAAUAGCGCUCAUUGUGAAUGUCCGGAAGGUUAUCUCCUUGAAGACGAAAAAGUUUGCGUUGAUAUAGAUGAAUGCGACAAUGGCAACUGUGACCAAGGAUGUUACAAUACACUUGGUGGAUUUGAAUGUUUUUGCUAUGAUGGAUUCGAGCUUGUAGAGAAAGUCAACUGUGUGAGGAAAGACUUCAGCACUUCUACGACUUUUGACAUUUUUAUACCUACCAGCGGAUCCCCAACCGUCCAGCCAGUGCCACUCUCAGCUGGCAACCUGCUGGCAAUAAUGAUCUGCACUGUUAUGUCUGUUCUUGUACUGGUGUGCGUCACUCACUACAUGAUGAGACGUCGAAACAAAAUGCAUCAUCAUGAUGUAUACAAAGGCCAAUAUGACAACAGCGACUUUCAACAGGUGAUCAUUGAAAAAAACAAACAAACAGGUAUUUAAAACGAGACAGCUAAAAUCGGACUUGACUCAUACUGUACAAUGGUGAUUGCAAAUGUAUGUUGGCCUAUUUUAGAUUUAUAUAAAUAUGUAUUAUGUUUUAUUUUGAACAUAUCCUGUUUUGGAUGUAAACUUUAUUUAAUGACUGAAGCAUGCAUUGCACACAUUUGAAGAAGCAUUCAAUGUCAGUAUUCCUGAAUGGUGUUGUGUGAAGAGAAUAAAAGUAUUAUUU
Molecule: messenger RNA, 2003 nt
Organism: Myxocyprinus asiaticus (Chinese sucker)
Lineage: Eukaryota; Metazoa; Chordata; Actinopteri; Cypriniformes; Catostomidae
Gene: thbd
Product: thrombomodulin
Exons: 1
Coding region: 182-1774 (530 amino acids)
Biological process (GO): cell migration
Cellular component (GO): membrane; extracellular matrix; external side of plasma membrane
Molecular function (GO): transmembrane signaling receptor activity; calcium ion binding; extracellular matrix binding
Source: RefSeq, a predicted model, not a curated record